Messenger RNA from Zea mays, 1596 nucleotides. RefSeq lists its product as uncharacterized. Gene Ontology annotation, cellular component: mitochondrion; membrane. Gene Ontology annotation, molecular function: cardiolipin synthase (CMP-forming) activity. The record is from RefSeq and is marked validated. NCBI's taxonomy places the organism in Eukaryota, Viridiplantae, Streptophyta, Magnoliopsida, Poales, Poaceae. Gene Ontology annotation, biological process: cardiolipin biosynthetic process.
AAACUCCUACCCCCGCCUCAAGAAUCUCUCUUCGCUCCGAGCGCCGGGGCCGAUACGGCCAUACCCACUGCAAUGCUCCGCGUUCCACGGCCAUGGCCUUCCUCAAGACCCUAAACCCUCUAAUACGCAGGCAGGCCACCCCGAUCGCUAUCCCCAGGCUGCUCCUCUCCCUCCACACUGUCCUCGAUUCAUCCUCCCCCACCACUACCGCCGCCGCCACCCCGUUUGCCAACGCUGUGCACACCCAUGUCCCCAUCCGGUCCGGCGGUCCGCUGUUCCUCUCGUCGGCCCCAUGGAUGCUGUCGCAGUCGGCGACACCGCUCACGGCCGCGGCUGCCGCCCUUGGCGCCAAGCUCCACAGGGCCCAGGCCCUCCCCGGCGGCCGCGCGCUGGCCGUCGCGGCCGCAGUGGGGUGGGAGCACAUGCGGAUCUCCAGGGGUGAAGCGGAGGUUGCGACGUCUUCGGGAAUUGUGGGAUAUGGAGGUGAGAGGUUUCUGAAUGCGCCCAAUUUAGUGUCGAUUGGACGGAUGGUGUCAGGGCCGGUCAUUGGAUGGAUGAUCGUGAAUGAAUGGUAUCUUCCUGCCUUUGCCACAUUGGCUAUCUCGGGUGCAAGUGAUUGGUUGGAUGGCUUUUUAGCUAGAAAGAUGGGCAUCAAUUCUGUAUUUGGAUCAUAUUUGGACCCUCUGGCUGACAAGGUUUUGAUUGGCUGUGUUGCUGUAGCCAUGGUUGAAAAAGACCUUUUACAUCCUGGUCUUGUUGGCCUCGUUGUCGUAAGAGACUUGCUCCUUGUGGGUGGUGCUUUCUACAAGCGGGCUUCUAGUCUGGGAUGGAAGUGGAAUAGUUGGUCAGAAUUUGUUAACCUAGAUGUUAUUCAUCGUGAAAAGGUUGAACCUCUGUUCAUCAGCAAGGUAAACACAGUCUUCCAAUUAAUGUUGGUUGCCGCUGCACUUCUUCAGCCAGAAUUUGGCACAGAGGAGACUCAGAAUUAUAUUGCACUUCUGAGUUGGCUUGUGGCUACUACGACAAUCACUUCCACAAUAGGUUAUGGUGUGAAGCACUACCGAAUCAAACCAAGGAGUCGGUGACUGUUGCUGCAGGCUAUUCAUGGAUUAAUUUGCUGCUGCUGAUGACAUACAUCAAGUGACUUACUGACUUGUAUCAAGCAUGCUGUUGUUUCUUAAGCUUCGUCAACUUCCCAAUUUGCAGCUGCACAACUAUAGGUCUUGUUGCCCCCCUUUGUCCUCAUGGAUUUCCUUAACGGCAAAAUUUUGGGCAAUAUUGGAGAAAGGAGUGAAGAACGGUCUCAUGAAUUGAAUGUAAUCGGUGCAUGAUUUGUGCGGUAGGCCUCUGGCCGUCCUCCUGUAGCUGUUAAGUCGUGGUGACUACUUUUGCCUAGUUUUGGCCUAAAGUGUCCAUCAAUUUGUCAGAGAUCAAACUAGCCGAACCUUUGCCUUUUGCUUUGUCCAGACACAUUAGCUAUAUUGCAGGUGUACAUAUGUACUUCAGAAUACUUGAACUUGGCAAAUGGCGAUCGCUAGGUGAUAUCACGCUUCCAGAUGUCUGCAGGUUAAAUGCAUUUACAACUAUGUUCAUGCA